AUGUCUUCUUCCGAGAGCGGACUGUCAGAUAUUGACGACCCGAUGGCUGUAGUCUCAGAUGACGAGAUUGCACCGGAGCCAGAGAUCUUUACAUCCGAUACUGAGAGCGACCCAGAUAUGCUAUCAGACGACGAGGACGGCUUUCAGUCGUUCGAGUUGCCUGACUUUGGAGAUGACUUACCCCUUGCUGAUGGUAUUCCAGACGAGGAUCCUUUUGUUGUUCCCAUUCCAGUCCAUGAUCAUCUCUUCAUUGGUCAUCCCGAUGGUGAGCAUAUUGUGGCUCCGGUCCUCACUCCUGUUCCUCUCGUGGUCAUUCCUCCCGAGGAUUGGCCUUUUGACGAUCUGUUUGAUGAUGACGUUGAUCUGUUUGUUGAUGGUCCUCCUGAUGAUGCCCAUGGUGAUGGAGAGAUAGACGAGGAUGUUGUUGCUAUUCCACCUCUUGAGAUUCCUGUUAUUGAGUUAUCCUCUGAUUCUAGUUUGCACUGUGUCUCAGAUUCCUUUGAGUCUGUGACGUCCUCAGCCUUACAGGCGGUCGGAUUACGGCGUUACGCUACUGAUUCUGACGAUGAUACUGUGAUGUCAGCUGCACCAUCUCCGCCACACGACCCCGAGCCUGGUCCUGAGCCAGAUCUUGCUCUCGUUGAUCAGCCUGAUGUUGCACCUGCUGAUCCUGAGCCCAUACCUGAUCAUGACCCUAUUCCUUUUGGUCUACUAGAUGUUGCACCCCUUAUACCUGACCCAAUUCCUGCACCUGUUGAUCCUCCUGUUGUUGAGCCAUUUGUUCCUCCACCUGCACCCACUGAUGUUGCUCCUCUUCCCCCUGUAGAGUCCGAUGUCCAUCGUGUUGAUUUGCCUAUUAUUUUCCUUCAGGACAUACCCGCACCCCGUCCAGGAGAAGGUACUUCUGGUCAGCACCCGCGUGAUGAUCCUUAUGUUUCAGCAGCUCAUUCCCAGAUCCCUCAGUCUGCACCUUUUGCUCCUUUUACUUCUUCACCACUUGAUGAGCCAUUCUGA
Molecule: messenger RNA, 1014 nt
Organism: Helianthus annuus (common sunflower)
Lineage: Eukaryota; Viridiplantae; Streptophyta; Magnoliopsida; Asterales; Asteraceae
Product: wiskott-Aldrich syndrome protein family member 1-like
Exons: 1
Coding region: 1-1014 (337 amino acids)
Source: RefSeq, a predicted model, not a curated record